This is a messenger RNA of Paramecium octaurelia, 389 nucleotides long. NCBI's taxonomy places the organism in Eukaryota, Ciliophora, Oligohymenophorea, Peniculida, Parameciidae. The record is from the annotation of a GenBank genome assembly.
AUGAAUUUGAAACCUCAUCAAAUAGGAUAAAUAGAUGAAUUUGAACUUUAGAACACCUCCAAAGACGAUGGUCACAGCACCAUUUCAUCAUUUAAAGAAUAACAGCUUUUUCAUUUGAAUGCAAUUCCAAAAAAAGUACUUAUUGUUUUAAUGAGAUCAUUGCCAUAACUAUUAUGCUGACUAUCUUAGGUAUAACCUUCUUGAUAAUUGGUGUAUUGCUUUUGUUUAAACAACCAUCCAAUUAUGAUCAAUAUUUACCAUUGUUAUUCAUUGGGAUUCUAAUGACCAUACCAGGCAUUUACUAUAGUUUUAAAAUAAUUCAAUUUGCCUAUUCAAGAUCAAGAUAGGAACAGGAAUAAAUAAUGCAAGAAUUGCCCAUCGAUUACUGA